CCUGCUGGACCUGGUGGGAGCACGGCUGAAGAAGCUGCGUGAGACUCUGGUGGCGGUGCAGCAGCUGGAUCAGAACAUGAACAGUCUGAGAUGCUGGCUCGCUCACAUCGAGACAGAACUCUCCAGCCCGCUCGUGUUCGAGAGCUGCGACGCCAACGAGAUCCAGAGGCAGCUGGACCUGCAGCAGGAGCUGCAGCGCGACAUCGAGAAGCACAGCACGGGCGUGGCGUCGGUUCUGAAUCUGUGCGAGGUCCUACUGCACGACUGUGACGCCUGCAGCACGGACGCUGAGUGUGACUCCAUCCAGAGCGCCACGCGGUGUCUGGACCGCCGCUGGAGGAGCAUCUGUGCCCUGUCCAUGGAGAGGAGGCUCAGGAUCGAGGAGACGUGGCGUCUGUGGCAGAAGUUCCUGGAGGACUUCUCCCGCUUCGAGGAGUGGCUCGUCUCCUCGGAGAGAACCGCGGCGCUGCCCAACUCCUCGGGGGUCCUGUACACCGUGGCCAAGGAGGAGAUGAAGAAGUUCGAGUCCUUCCAGAGGCAGGUCCAUGAGAGCCUGACCCAGCUGGAGCUCAUCAACAAACAGUACCGGCGCCUGGCCCGGGAGAACCGCACCGACACCCUCUGCCUCCUGAGGGAGAAGAGCCAGGGAGCCAACCUGCGCUGGGACGCCCUGCAGAGGAGGGUCAACUCCAUCCUGAGACGACUCAAGCACUUCACAGGUCAGAGGGAGGACUUUGAGACGUCCAGAGACUCCAUCCUGGUGUGGCUGACGGAGAUGGACCUGCAGCUGACCAACAUCCAACAUUUCUCAGAGUGUGACAUCCAGGCCAAGAUCAAGCAGCUCAGGUCCUUCCAGCAGGAGAUCUCCCUCACCACAGGGAGGAUCUCUCAGAUCUUCCAGCAGGGGGAGGCUCUGAUGGAGAAGAGCGAGCCUCUAGACUCCGCGGUGAUGGAGGAGGAGCUGGAGGAGCUGCAGAGGUACUGCCAGGAGGUGUUCGGGAGGGUCGAGCGGUACUACAGGAAGCUCAUCCGCCUGCCGCUGGCGGACGAAGACACCGAGGUCUCUCUCUCGGACCGGGAGCUGGAUCUGGAUGAGGCGUGCGAUGUGUCCGGGGGUCCGUGGGGGGGGCGGCGAGCGUCUGGGGGAGGCCUGCUGUCGCCCCUCCCGUCCUCUGGGGGGCGCUCUGCUAAUCUGAGAGGAGAGCGAGGAGAGAGGUCCGGCAGAGACACACCGGCCAGCGUGGACUCCAUCCCUCUGGAGUGGGACCACGACUACGAUCUGAGCCGGGGACUGGAGAGAGAGACGGAGAGAGAGGAAGGGGACUUCCUGCUGAGAGGUGAGGACACACACUGAGACACACACACUCUG
This is a messenger RNA of Gymnodraco acuticeps, 1369 nucleotides long. Its product is annotated as nesprin-1-like. The record is from RefSeq and is a predicted model, not a curated record. Gene Ontology annotation, molecular function: protein binding. Lineage: Eukaryota; Metazoa; Chordata; Actinopteri; Perciformes; Bathydraconidae.